This is a messenger RNA of Babesia bigemina, 2133 nucleotides long. Its product is annotated as RNA binding domain protein,putative. Gene Ontology annotation, biological process: small-subunit processome assembly; endonucleolytic cleavage in ITS1 to separate SSU-rRNA from 5.8S rRNA and LSU-rRNA from tricistronic rRNA transcript (SSU-rRNA, 5.8S rRNA, LSU-rRNA); endonucleolytic cleavage to generate mature 5'-end of SSU-rRNA from (SSU-rRNA, 5.8S rRNA, LSU-rRNA). Gene Ontology annotation, molecular function: RNA binding. Lineage: Eukaryota; Apicomplexa; Aconoidasida; Piroplasmida; Babesiidae. The record is from RefSeq and is a predicted model, not a curated record. Gene Ontology annotation, cellular component: nucleolus. Bases 1 to 2133 code for a protein of 710 amino acids. The transcript has a single exon.
AUGGGUAGUAACGGCGUGGAGAAGGCGAAAUGCACCGACGCCAAGCGUGCGUACAAACACCUCGCGCACCCAAAGCGGCGGGCUGAAUCAAAGAAUCACGCGCAAGACAAGGAGACGGAGGCACCCUUAAGACGGCAAAUGGCGAGAUCUUUUGAAGCCAUGAUGGAAUCUAACGACAUUUCCAAACGCAACGAUCCAAUGCACCAAAAGUCUCGGCGGAAGAGGCAGCGUGUCCUGGAGCAGAUCGCGCCUUCCUCGCAUUCCAAACGUCAAAAGAGCGAUAUAUCCAAUGAUUCCGUCAUCAAGAAGGCGAAGGUGUGCGGAUCCAAAACUGCGGCGAGCGAUCCCAUCCCCUCCAGCCGUGGCGCGGCGACGGUGGCGAGAGUGAAGGCUAACAUUAAGGCUAAUGGCCGGCAUUCUCUAGCACACCGUGGCACAUCAGCAGCGCCAACAGAACGUGGUUAUAAAAGAUCAUUGGAGGAAAAUGAUGCGUCGUCUGAUGACUCCUCUGAUGAAGAUUCGUCAAGUGGAGGUUCAAGUAGCGACGAAGAUUCUUCAGCCAGCAGCAACUCAUCGGAUUCCGAAAGCUCAUCCGACGUAGCUACAAGCAGCUCUGACGAGGAAUCUUCUGACGAGGGCGAAAGCGACCAAGACUCUUCUUCGAGUGAGGAUGAUUCGUCUGACGAGCAUAGCUCAUCUGGCAAUGAUGAUGAUUCAUCUGAGGAAAGAUCAUCUGGUGAUGAUGAUGAUGAUGAUUUAUCUGAGGGAAGUGAAUCUGGCAAUGAUGAUGAUGAUUCGUCUGACGAGGAAAUCUCAUCUGGUAACGAUGAUGAUGAUUCGUCUGACGAGGAAAGUUCAUCUGGUGAUGAUGAUGAUGAUGAUGAUGAUGAUGAUGAUUCGUCUGACGAGGAAAUCUCAUCUGGUAAUGAUGAUGAUUCAUCUGAGGAAAGCUCAUCUGGUAAUGAUGAUGAUUCGUCUGAUGAGGACAGUUCAUCUGGUAACGAUGAUGAUUCGUCUGACGAGGAUAGCUCAUCUGGCAAUGAUGAUGAUUCAUCUGAGGAAACAUCAUCUGGUGAUGAAAGUUCAUCUGAUGAGGAAAGUUCAUCUGACGACGACUCCUCUGAUAAAAGUAUAGUUAGAAACAACGAUUCUUCGUCAAGCGAUGACUCUUACAAUGACAAGGAAUCAUCUGAUGACGAUUCUUCGUCCGAUAAUGAAAGUUUAUCUAAUGACGGCUCCUCUAGUGAAACCGCAACGGAAGCUGAAAGCCCUUCGUCAAGUGAUGAUUCAUCCGAUAAAGAAAGUGAUUCUGAUGAAGAGGAACCCUCCAAUGAGAAAGUAGCUGGAGCCAAGGAUUCUACGUCGAGCGAUGAGUCACUCAAGGAGGAGUCAUCCGACGAGGUGGGAGAUUCUGCUGAGGGAAAGGAAAGUGAUGGUGGAGACGCCUCAUCCGAUAACGAGGAUGAGGGUGAUGAGUAUGAUGACUAUGAAUUGGACGGCGUUGUGAACCACCCACUGGAGUCGCCCGACCCAGAUGCUGUUGACAGGAGCGGCGUGGUCUUCUGUUCGCGCAUCCCGCCGUUUAUGAGUAUCAGCAAGAUGCGCAGCUAUUUCAGCCGCUUUGGCAAAGUGGGCAAGAUAUACGCGGAACCGGAAACCAUAUCGUCGUACAAGAAGCGCGUUAAGCUGGGCGGUAACAAGAAGGUGAAGUUCGAGCACGGCUGGAUCGAGUUCCUGGACAAGAAGGUGGCCAAGCUCGUAGCUGCACGCCUGAAUGGCCAGCCUGUGGGCGAGAAAAAACGCCACAACUUCUGGCGUGACGACCUGUGGAACCUCAAAUACCUGCCGCGUUACAAGUUCCGUGACGUCAUGGAGUACCUGCAUCGGCACAAGAACGAGAGGAAGGAGAAGCUGACGUAUCACCUCUCACAGUCGCGCAAGGAGAAUUACAACUACCUAGAGCAGCUGGAGGCUGAGAAGCGGCAAAAGGCUGCGGAGGCUGCGCGCCGCAAGAGAGGCCAAGACGCUUACACGCACAAGUUAAAACUACGCCCCAAGGAACGCAAGCCAAAACAAGUUGAUGAUUCAGAAUCAAAAGUCCCAACGAGUCUUUUGGGUGCGAUUGUGUCGUGA